UCUGGAGACCUCGGCGUUUGUAAGUCUACUAAGCUCAAAAUAUCUAACGAGCCGGCAGGCGGCCUUUUAGUCAACGAACUAAUGCAAACCAGCCGACCGGAGAUAUAUGCUGUUGGUGAUUGUGCCCGCGCUGACUGGCUCCAUUCUCCACACUGGUUUCAGAUGCGCCUUUGGACGCAGGCUAGACAAAUGGGCUUUCAGGUAUCCCAAUAA
Messenger RNA from Protopolystoma xenopodis, 213 nucleotides. The record is from the annotation of a GenBank genome assembly. Lineage: Eukaryota; Metazoa; Platyhelminthes; Monogenea; Polystomatidea; Polystomatidae.